This is a messenger RNA of Nanorana parkeri, 1465 nucleotides long. RefSeq names its product Myb/SANT DNA binding domain containing 2 (gene MSANTD2). The transcript is spliced from 5 exons. NCBI's taxonomy places the organism in Eukaryota, Metazoa, Chordata, Amphibia, Anura, Dicroglossidae. Bases 16 to 1278 code for a protein of 420 amino acids. The record is from RefSeq and is a predicted model, not a curated record.
CACACAAGGGGGAAGAUGGCGGCGCCCUGUAAUUCGGAGCUUCCGUCCGAGGCUUCGUCUUGUCUGAAAAUCCCGACUCCCCUCUAUACUAUCCCCCAUCAGAGACCCACAGCCAACCCCAGCCCGUGCCGUGAGAGGAUGAAGACUCUCCGCAGAUGCUACAGUCGCGUAAAAGAGCGUGGCGUUGGGAAAAGGAAAAGCAGCUACACCUUUGAGCAACUAGAACGAGUGUUUGGUCAGGGAGGAUGGGACACACAGCCAUGCCAACCAGUGCUAAUAAACAGCAGCGGAUUGUAUCAGGAGAUGGAGUCUGACGGCAGCACCAUGGAGGACUAUUCCCAGGAGGACUGGGCCAACCACAGCCAAGAGAUCCAGGGCUUCCCGGGGGAGGAGCUGGAAGAAAUCAGUAUUCCAAAGAGACCGCCGAAGAGCAGAGAAUCUGCAGAGGAAGUACAGAAAAGAGAUAUGCUAAAGAUUAUAAUGCACAUUUUGGAGUCCGUCCAGUUGAAGUGGGAGCUGUUUCAGAGCUGGACAGAUUUUUCGAGGUUGCACCUCUCUAACAAACUGGCGAUAUUUGGCAUCGGCUACAACACGAGGUGGAAGGAGGAUAUACGGUACCAUUACGCAGAGAUAAGCUCCCAGGUACCGCUGGGGAAACGACUCCGCGAGUACUUCAACCCCGAGAAGCCGGAGGGGCGGGUGGUGAUGACCAGAGUGCAGAAGAUGAAUUGGAAAAACGUUUAUUACAAGUUCUUGGAAAUCACCAUCAGCGAAGCUCGGUGUCUGGAACUGCACAUGGAGACGGAUUGGAUUCCCAUCGCUCACUCCAAGCCCAUCGGAGGAGACAUCGUCCAGUACCUCUUGCCCGGCGGCAUCCCCAAGUGCCCGGGCCUCUACGCCAUCGGUUACGAGGAACUGCGGAGUAAGCCCAUCUCCGACAACGCGGUGGUGGAUUUAGUCAACGACGGGAAUUGUGACAGUCCUUCAGAGCCCGAGCCAGUACCUCCAAAAAUUAACUAUUGCUACCUGGGCAUCGCCGAAAGCAUCACGUUGCAGCAGUGCUUGUUUUUCCACUUUCAGUCCACCGUCAAGAACCAGAGCAAAGAGUGGGCGAGCAUCAAUGGAUUCUUAGCGCAGAACUGCAAGGUGGAGCCGGGCGUCUCCCCAAAAACUAUCUACAUCAAGUUUGUUGAAGUGGAGAGAGAUUUCCUCUCCGCGGGUUCUUUAGUAGAGUGCCUGGAAAAAGCCAUUGGGUACCCGUUAAAAUUCAACAAGUGAUUCUUGUCCUUUAUAAGGACUUGGGGCUUCUACGGACACGUAUUGCAUUUUUCUGCCAGGGUUUUGCUGCCGAGCCGUGAAUGAAUAUUGUCUAUAGCGGAGAGAACUCGUCUGAUGUUUGAACGAAUCAUCCCCGUACCCAAUCCCCCCCUUACCCCCCUUUGACGAUCUUUUGUGGCAAGUUAGA